Papilio xuthus (Asian swallowtail) is the source of this 2012-nucleotide messenger RNA. RefSeq lists its product as uncharacterized. The record is from RefSeq and is a predicted model, not a curated record. Bases 289 to 1239 code for a protein of 316 amino acids. Lineage: Eukaryota; Metazoa; Arthropoda; Insecta; Lepidoptera; Papilionidae. The transcript has a single exon.
AUACAGAGAGUUGAAGUACAGUGUGAUUUCGGCAGAUGUUAUUGUUAUCCAAACACAAUUCGCUAAUUUAACCACAAAAGUGUUUGUUAUAUGUGCGGGAACGUUUCUUAGUCUACCUUACCUCUGCGAUAUAAUUUUAAUCUCCGAUUAAGUGAAAUUCGACUUUGUAAUAUUCUUCUUGAAGCAUUAACAGUGGUUAAAGGAUAAAAGUGUUUGCCUAAACUUUUAACGAAAUAAGAUUUUAUUCUGUAUUUAUAAACUAUACAGUGGCGCCAUCUCUUAUCUGCAAUGCCGAAGUGCCGUGCGUGUGGCAAAUAUACGGCCAAUGCCGACUGCAUACGAUGUACCAAGUGUACAAAUGUGUACCACCGCGGCUGCAGUGGUCUGCCUGCCGGCCAGCCCCCCCUAGGAUUUUCUUGCCAGGGCUGCAAGGCUAAGCCAGCGGACAAUGUAUCAGCAGAAAGCUCCAGCCCCGGUGAUGAGGCAAUGGCCUCCGUAAAGGGUACGGCUGAUCAAACCCGUAUGCUCCUCGAACUCAUUCAUGAGGUAAAGGGUCUUAGAAGCGAUCUAAAUGAUACAAUAUAUGAGAUAAAGCAGUUCAAGGCGGAUCUACAAGCGUGCAGUAGUCGGUUAACUGCAGUCGAAGAAAAGGUUCUCAAGGUUGAAAAACAACUUGAUGUAAAAACAUUUGCCAACGAGCAGCUCGAGAAUACGGUAGCCGACCUGAAGAUGCAAUCGAAUGAACGAGACCAAGAGUUGUUGCAAAAUGAUGUCGAAAUAGCCGGGCUGCCGGAAGAGAGAAGCGAGAACGCUCUCCAUCUCGCCAGCAUUGUGGCCGUAAAGCUGGGCCUGACACUGGAGGAGCGCGACAUCGUCCACGCAGAGCGGCGGGGCGCGGUGCGGCGCAACCGAAGCGACGGCGCGCCACAGCAACCGCGACCGCUGGUCGUACGGCUGGCACGUCGCGCUCAGCGUGACGCCAUGCUGCGAGCCGCACGUAUCCGCCGGGGCCUCUCCACGGCCGACAUGAGCUUGGCUGGAGCGCCGAGUAAAGUUUACAUCAACGAACGCCUCACGCGCACCAACCGGCAACUGUUUGGUAAGACGCGGGAAGCUGCUUCCCGUGCGCAAUGGAAGUACGUGUGGACAAAAGGUGGUCAGGUAUUUACAAGAAAGGACGACGGUAAGAUUGUAGAACGAAUUCGUACGGAAGGAGAUAUAAAUAAAAUUUUUGUCUAAUUAUUAGUUUGGCUACACGCAACGCUAUAAUAAAGCAACCUAGGUACAUUUUAUUGUCAGGCCUCUACUACACUUUAUUAAAAACUAUAACUUUAUUAAACUUAAUAUGCAGACACUUAGAUUACAUGAGGCUCACAAUAGUUUUAUUUUUUAUUACCUACUAUUCAAAUUGUAUUUUCAAUUACCAUUUAUUACGAUGUUAUAGUUUGCGUGCCUCCGAUUCAAUCAAAAUUAAUUGUUACUCCUUCCUUGCUUCAUUGUUUAUUAUGUACACAUCUGUCUUUCAUUUUACAAAUGUCUUAUAUUGUAUUUUAUCUUUAUUCCACACCUAUUUACUACGGUGCAACAACAUAACAGUAGUAUUAAACUGCCUACGCUCCGACCAUCCAUUUUUAUUUAUCUGUUGGUCGUUGUUUGUUUAUUUUUUUAUUAAUGUAAUUAUGUUUUUUAAGUUCUCAAGGUCUUAUAUCUUUUAUUGUUGUGUUGCAGUGAAAUAUUAUCCUAGAAACCACACUGUUAAUCCAUUUAACCCUUGUGCAGACGAUUCGCUUAAGAUCAUUUUUUAUUGUUGUCUUUCGUUUAAUUUGUAUUUUACUAAUGUUAUUUUUAUUUUGAUCUUACUCGUAUGGUAUAGCUCAUGUUUUUGUUGCAAUGCUAACCGAUGGGGUUUUUGUUAUAUUUUCGUUACUUGUCUGAAGUAUUAUCUCUGUAAGAACUUAUAUAAAUAUUCCAGUAACCGGAUAAGAUUGUUAUUAUAUUACACUAUUUCAAUU